UGCCACUAACUAACCGAAGCCCACUAUUGAGUCUCUUCUCCAGUUGUUCAUCCCACAAAGGCACAAACAACCAUCCCCCACUCCACUCCCCAAAAAUAAAAGCCAACUCAUCAUUCUAAUUCCCCAUUUCUUCCUCUUUAAAGCUUCUUGCUUCCUCAACACCGUACCCAUGUCUUUCCUUGCACAACUUUUAGUAUUCAUCAAGUAAAGAAGCCAGCCAGCUUAUAGUGGAAAAAAGCCACCAGACUGGCCACCAUUAUUUCUGUUGUCUUGAGGGCUUACACUCUUUUUUUUUUUUUUUCUUCAUAUACAGUAUACUAAGUUCCAAUUUAACUAUUACUACAAAUCUAAUCUUGGGUGUUUUUGAUUCCAAAUGUCUGGGUACCCAGAUGGUGAAGUCAUGCCGUGGUUGGAUUUGUAUAAGAAAGUUAAGCGCUUGAGGCUAUUUGAGCCCUCUGUUGGGGUUCUUGGAUUUUUCCUUGUUACAAUUUGUGUGGUGUUUGGCUUCGCUUUAUUGGAUUCUGGAAGUGUGUCCAAGGGGUUGAGACUUUCCUCACAGACUCAGAGGAUAUUAUGGCUGAAGUUUGAGAGGUUUGGGGGGGAGAGGAAAAGGUUUGAUUUUUUGAGUGAAAAUGGGGGUAGCUGUGAUGUGUUUGAGGGUGAUUGGGUUUGGGAUGAGAGUUACCCUCUUUACCAUUCUAGAGAUUGCAGGUUUCUAGAUGAAGGCUUUAGGUGUUCUGAGAAUGGGAGGCCUGAUUUAUUCUACACCAAGUGGAGAUGGCAGCCCAAAGAUUGCGAUUUGCCAAGGUUUAAUGCCAAGGCUAUGUUAGAAAAACUGCGUAGUAAGCGCCUAGUUUUUGUGGGAGAUUCAAUUGGAAGAAACCAAUGGGAGUCUCUGCUCUGCUUGCUUUCUUCGGUUGUUGCCAACAAGACCUCGAUCUAUGAAGUCAAUGGUAGCCCCAUCACUAAGCACAAAGGAUAUCUGGCUUUCAAGUUUGUUGAUUAUAAUUGCACCAUCGAGUACUACAGGGCACCAUUUCUUGUUCUGCAAAGCCGCCCUCCAGCUGGAGCUCCGGGGAAAAUAAGAACUACUCUGAAGCUAGAUCAGAUGGACUGGAGCUCUGCCAAAUGGAGGGACGCUGAUGUUCUCAUUUUCAACUCGGGACAUUGGUGGAAUUAUGAGAAGACAAUAAGAGGGGGCUGCUACUUUCAAGAAGGAUCAGAACUAAAGAUGGAUAUGAAAGUUGACGUUGCAUAUCAGAAGUCUUUGCAAACAGUGGUAAAUUGGAUACAACGCGAAGUGGAUCCAAACAGAACUCUGGUCUUCUUUCGUACAUACGCCCCUGUACACUUCAGAGGUGGAGAUUGGAGAACCGGGGGGACCUGCCACAUGGAAACACUUCCGGAGUUAGGUUCUUCAUUGGUGCCAUCCCAUACUUGGGCACGAUACAACAUAUUCUUCGACAUGCUAUCAUCAUCUCAGUCAAACACAUCCGAUUUGAAGCCAUUAAAUGUCUUAAACAUAACCCAUAUGACCUCAAGGAGGAAAGAUGGGCAUUCAUCUUUAUAUUAUUUAGGUCCCGAGGUUGGACCUGCAGCUAUUAAUAGGCAAGAUUGCAGCCACUGGUGCCUCCCGGGAGUUCCUGAUACAUGGAACGAGCUGCUGUACGCUCUGUUCAUGAAGCGCGAGGCAUCUAGGAUGAUACAGAACACAUCAACAUUCCAUUUUCAAUGAAAAAAUGGUUGCAGACUCGACUAUUGUAUGUUAUUUAUGUGGUGGUCAAGUAGGAUUUUGAUAGGAUACAAUGCUUAGAAGAAUGUACCAAAAAAGAAUUAGAGUGCCAAGAAAGAUGGAAAUUCAAGAGGUUUUGGCAUUUUUUGUUGCUAGGCAGGAUUUUGAAUGUAUUUUUUCAUUUUUCUUCCCCCACCCUCAGAGUUGUUAGAACAAAAAUGUAUACAGUAAUACAGGGACUCUUUGAAUAAAUUCCUUUUUUUUUUUUUUAA
This is a messenger RNA of Ipomoea triloba (trilobed morning glory), 2004 nucleotides long. RefSeq names its product protein trichome birefringence-like 10. NCBI's taxonomy places the organism in Eukaryota, Viridiplantae, Streptophyta, Magnoliopsida, Solanales, Convolvulaceae. Gene Ontology annotation, molecular function: O-acetyltransferase activity. The record is from RefSeq and is a predicted model, not a curated record. The transcript has 4 exons. Gene Ontology annotation, cellular component: Golgi apparatus. Bases 374 to 1735 code for a protein of 453 amino acids.